GCCUCUAGUCCAAUCAACCUUGGCCAGGCUGCAGUACUACUGCUGCAUCCCUAUGUCAAUCUAAUAACCCUCUACUCCAAAAGAACCUCAACGUUUUAUUUUUUUACAAAACAAAACUGUAGGCUGGGAAAGUACGAAUGGGCCAGGAAUUUCCGGCGGAAUGGCAUAAUUGAAAAGUUCGACUUUUAAAGUUGUUAAACUUUUCUGUUGUCAAGUGUUGAAAGGCAAUCGAUGACUCACCAACUACCCUCCAAGUACUGCACCUUUUAAUGUACAAGUCAAGGCCGAGGUGCCCAAGCUUAUACUCUUUGAACAAAGGAGAAGAAAUUAAUCUAUAUUCAAUUCUGAUACCCUGUCAUCAAUUAAAAAAACAUUGUAAUGCAGGGCCUUGACUCUUUCCUCAAGUCAGUCUACGAACAUCCUGACUUGACAAAAAAGGAUGUUGUCAAAGCUUUAGAGGGAUAUAAAGCUCUUUCUUUCAAAAUUGAUCAAUAUGUUGCGAAUGAUGGAACCUGCAAGAAUUUAUUGAGUCUAGAAGGUACUAUACCAAUUAAAUAUAGAGGGAAUAGAUACAACAUACCAAUAUGCAUUUGGUUACAUGAAACUCACCCUAAAUUUCCACCGAUCUGCUUCGUCAAACCGACGCCGGACAUGCAAAUAAAAGUGUCAACCUGUAUUGAUUAUAGUGGGAGAAUUUAUUUGCCUUAUUUGUCCGACUGGAAUGCUAAAAAAUCGGAUUUACUCAAUCUAAUUAGAAUAAUGACAGAAGUUUUCGGGGAUAAUCCACCACUCUUUACAAAACCACGUGAAACACAUCCAGUUCCUUACCCUACAAUGCCACCACAAGGUUACAUGCCAAUGCCUGCCAUGCAUGAUGUCAUAACAAACUACACUCCUUAUCAGAUGUCAGGAAUAACUAUGCCGACACCUUAUCCACCACAAAUGAACCCAACUCCGUAUGAAAACAUGAUGGGCAUGCCUUCGUAUCAACAGUACCCUAUGUCGAUGCCACAACCUUCUGUAGCCACAACGUCCACUGUCAAUUCUGGCACUAUAACAGAUGAACACAUUAAAGCUUCACUCCUUUCGGCUGUUGAAGACAAACUCAGGAAAAAAAUGAAUGACCAAGUUGCACAGAACAAAGCAGAGUUAGAUAUUUUACAGCAGACCAGUUAUGAAUUGAACCAAGGCAAAGCCAAACUGUUAGAUAUUAUCAGCAAAAUGGAAAAAGAAAAGAGUGAUUUGGAGAGGGUAUUUACCUUACUUAAAGAGCGUGAUGCAGAAUUGGAAAAGGCUAAAGCAGAUUUAGAGGAGAGGAAAGAAGUGGAUGUUGAUGAAGCAGUUAUAACGACUGCACCAUUAUACAAACAGAUUUUGAACGCAUAUGCAGAAGAAGCAGCCAUUGAAGAUGCAAUAUAUUACAUGGGAGAGGCAUUAAGGAGAUCAGUCAUAGAUUUAGAUGUAUUUUUAAAGCAGAUUCGGUCAUUGUCAAGGAAGCAAUUUACAUUGAGGGCGCUCAUGCAAAAAUGUCGUCAUAAGGCCGGCUUGGCUUAUUGAAUGACAUUUCAUAUUAUAUAUAACUAUUAAUUUUUAAAUUGUGGAAAUAAAAAAUAAAUAUUUAAUAGCAUUCUUUA
Cimex lectularius (bed bug) is the source of this 1634-nucleotide messenger RNA. It is a transcript of the gene TSG101, whose product is annotated as tumor susceptibility gene 101 protein. Gene Ontology annotation, molecular function: ubiquitin binding. Gene Ontology annotation, biological process: endosome to lysosome transport; protein transport; protein modification process. The transcript has 9 exons. Lineage: Eukaryota; Metazoa; Arthropoda; Insecta; Hemiptera; Cimicidae. Gene Ontology annotation, cellular component: ESCRT I complex. The record is from RefSeq and is a predicted model, not a curated record. Bases 379 to 1557 code for a protein of 392 amino acids.